AUCAUCAUUUACAAACAUAUAACGAUACUCCCGGGUUCAAACCAUUUACUCAGUUAAGAAUAACUUAUUUUUUUUAGGGACAUGUGGAUGUAGCCCGAUUGUUGUGAAAUUUACUACCUUUGGAAAUUAUUAUGAUCGUAAUUUUGGAAUCGUAAAUUGGGAAGAACCAGAAGACUUCACAUGUUCACAUAAGUACAUAAAUGAAAGAACAGAAAAAUCAAGACGUUACUUAUAAGUAUGUUCUAUACGGUGGAAAAAAUCACACCUGUUACGUUGUCAUCAACGUGAACAAAGGACAACGUAAUCAAGGUACAUACAAGGGUAUGAAUGGACUUUUCAUCAAACAUGUUCAGUCAAGAAGUUGUGUUUAUGAUCCUUCAGGAAACUAUCCUGGACACUUUCACUUGGAGUUAACAUGGAAUUGUUUUGACGAGACAGCUAAUUUUAAAUUUUUACAAUCUGGCUCAAUCUUGAAGCUGGAUACAACAAGUUGUCUUGUCAGACACGGCAACGGAAUUGGUUUGGUGUUAUCUAAUCGAAAUUUUAGUGAAGAAUGCAGCGCCAGCAAUGCCAUAACACAAACAUUUUGGGGAGGUCUAUUCUUUUCACGCUACAAUAAAUGUAUGGCAGGACCUGGCGUCUUGAAACUUGUCAGUUGUAAAAAUGAAGAAGAUCAGCGAUUCAAUUUUGGCAAGUGAGAAUAUUCAUCCAGUUAACGUAUAUAUACUUAAACCCUGAUUAAAAGCCACUGCAAGGCCGCAGAUAUAGGAAUGGUGCCAGUGAAGUCACUGCCAUCACACACUUUAUUUUUAUCAAAUCAAGUUUUAUUUUACAGGAAUUUAGAGAUAAGCUUGUAUAGAUAUGAAUUUACUUAUUAUUUGUGUGUCUUUAAUAGGCUCAGUAACAUGUGCUGGACAAAAUAUAACAAACGUCAGAUCUUCUAAUAAUCAAUAUAUGGUGAUAAAAGUUGCAGAAUAUCGUAGAUUAAGAAAAGGAAGCAUUUCUGGCUCAAGUCUUGAUUACAAUUGUAGUGUUGAUGUAACAUGUACUUUAAAAAUUACUGUGAUGGUGAAAGAAAUUGUAAUAUAACGGUUGAUGAUAAUCAUUUCCCUUCAAAUAUUUGUCCUGGUUUGGAGAAAUAUCUUUACUUUGAAUAUCAAUGUAACGACACAAGUAUGCCUUACUGAAAAAUUUGCAAUCGAUCAGUGACAUGUGCUGGACAAAAUAUAACAAACGUUGGAUGUCCUAAUGAUCAAUAUAUGGUGAUAAAAGUUGCAGAAUAUCGUGGAUUGAGAAAAGGAAGCAUUUGUGGCUCCAGUUAUGACCACAAUUGUAGUGUUGAUGUAACAUGUGACCUUAAAAAUUACUGUGAGGGUGAAAGAAAAAGUAAUAUAACUGUUGAUGAUAAUCACUUUCCUUCAAGUAUUUGUCCUGGUUUGGAGAAAUAUCUUUACUUUGAAUAUCAAUGUAACGAAACAAGUAUGCCAUACUGAAAAAUUUGCAAUCUUAUGGAUGUACGCCUGUCUCAGUCGAAUCUUCCGAACGAAGGUGUCGUGAAUGUUAUUACCAAGCUUAGAAACUUCACCAUUUGCAACAAAGGUCUUUUGCACAAAAUAAAUACGAUUAUUUGUAAACAACUUGGUUAUCCUACCGCAGCAUCUGUGGAAUGCUCAUUGUCACUAUCAUCUUUGAUGCAUCAAUCGUUUAUACCUGGAAAUGUCAAAUGUGAUGCUCGAGUGAAUGAUUUAUCUCAAUGUGCUAUCAUUCAAAAUAAUGAUUGCUCUCAAUACUCGUACGUUACAUGUCAUGUUUGUGAUAAUCCUCUAUUAAAAAACGCAGAAAAAUUCCCAGAUUCUUGGUUUACUGCCUUCCCAAAGAGUCGUAGUGCUUCUAAAGCAAGAAUAUCCAGUGGUAGUUCAUGUUGUGCUCCUGCUGCAGAUGGCAAUUAUUAUUUUCAACUGAAUUUCCCAAGUCUUUAUACAGUUAACGUUAUCGCAAUCUUUGGUGACAGUUCAAGUUCAAGCUUCGUAACUAAAUAUCACUUGCAGACAAACAUUGAUGGUGUGAACUGGAAAUCUGAAAAAUCCCAGAAUAUUUAUCUAGGAAACAAAAAUGGUUACAAUAAUGCAGCUAUUGAAAAGUUUUCUGGUGGCCUUAAAUCAAAAGCUUUGCGAAUCUUUCCAUUGAAAUUUGUUGGUGCACCGUGUAUACGAGUUGAAAUUUGUGGUGGAGACUUACUCCCAGACAAACCAACAGAUCUCAUUGCAACCAAAUCUGCAUCGACGUACCUCGAGAUAUCAUGGAAACAUCCCCAAAACACUGGUGUAAAACUUGGUACAAAUAUCUCGAAUCCUCUCACAAGAUAUGUAUUGAUUUUGCUAAAGGAUACUAUGAUUGUUUUCGAUAAAACUUUGGAGGUAACUGACAAAAAACCGUACAACAUUACGAAUCUUGUUCCUUACGCAACGUAUAAAGUUAAUGUAACCGCUGGCAAUUCUGAAGGCUUUGGUAGAUCAACUACAGCUACUUUUAAAACUGCUGAAGAUGUGGCACCUGAACUGUCCACCAAGCAGAUUGGAAGUACGUUGACUUAUUUGUUGCAAAAUCCAAAUUUGGAAUACCGAUAUUUCUAUGUAGUCGCGAUGAAAAAUGGCACAGAAGAGAGUCGACUGCCUUCUAACUUUAAAAACACAGACUUAAUGACUUAUUCUAAGGCCAUAUCUUCCACACAACCAAUACCGUAUAUUGCUGUUGUAGUCUCUCGCAGAGACUUUACGCCUGAUUUUACACUUGGUGAUGGUGAAAACACAACACGGCGUUCCAAUGGUGAAAAUUAUUAUAAUGGCCCGCUAAAGCCUGGCACUAGCUACAAAAUAUUUCAGCGCGUUUUCAUGAAUUAUCAUGAUGAUUACUAUUCCACUGACUGGAGUCCAGUGGCAACAACUGCCCAAAAGCACAAGUCUUCAGACGGUGGAAACACUGGAGCUAUUGCUGGUGCAGUUGUAGCUGCUGUUUUGGUCAUUAUUCUUGUCAUAUUGGGCAUUCUUUUUGUUAGGAUCAAUUCAAACUCUGCUACCGUGCAGUGAACUGCGUAUUGUAGUCAUUCGACGGCUACUAAAAGUUCUCAAAAAUGGGGGAAGUUGAAUUUUUUACGCGAUAUUAUAAGACGUUUUCUGAAAUUUAGCGUACUAUAAAAGAAUAUAAUUAAACAAAAAAUUUUAUUUCCUUUUUAACUAUAAGAGUGAACGAGAGUGAAUGAUUCUGAACAAUAUUUGAAAACAGUUGGAACAUAACAUCAAAUUUUUAGACUAAGGAUGUAGUCAAUAGUUGAAAUAGGAUAAUGGCUGUAAUACUUUUUAUCUAAAUACAUUAAAUAAGAAAUAAAGUUAAAUUACAAACAAA
This is a messenger RNA of Xenia sp. Carnegie-2017, 3402 nucleotides long. RefSeq lists its product as uncharacterized. Gene Ontology annotation, cellular component: membrane. The record is from RefSeq and is a predicted model, not a curated record. The transcript is spliced from 11 exons. Lineage: Eukaryota; Metazoa; Cnidaria; Anthozoa; Malacalcyonacea; Xeniidae. Gene Ontology annotation, molecular function: protein binding. Bases 1509 to 3086 code for a protein of 525 amino acids.